This is a messenger RNA of Jatropha curcas, 1256 nucleotides long. Its product is annotated as putative protein phosphatase 2C 55. The record is from RefSeq and is a predicted model, not a curated record. Gene Ontology annotation, molecular function: protein serine/threonine phosphatase activity. Gene Ontology annotation, biological process: protein dephosphorylation. NCBI's taxonomy places the organism in Eukaryota, Viridiplantae, Streptophyta, Magnoliopsida, Malpighiales, Euphorbiaceae.
UAUUUGCAUCUCCCAUCUUCAUCAACCCUAUACAUAUUGUCAUCUUCAAAUCCUACUUUCUUUCCACUAUUUCUUUUUCACCUUCUUUAUGCUUGCGCUAUUUUCAUCUCCCAUCUUCAUCAGUUUUAUUUUCUCCUUCAAACCCUACUUUCCAUUAUUUUUUUCACUUUCUUAGUAACCACGCUAUUUUCAUCUUGCAUUCCAUCUUCAUCAAACCUAAUAUUUCCGUUGUUUCGCUUUUCUGCCUAUCGAUCAUGGUUGCAAAGAAACGCAGAAUAGAAGGGAGACUAGAGUUGGCCACUGAGUUUGAUACAGAUUUUGUCGAUAAUGGUUAUUUUCAUAAGAAAGGCAAUAAGAAACUGAAUAUGAAGGCAGAAGCUUUUUACAUACCAAAAGACAACAAAGAUAGGCCACAAGGAGAAGACUCUCAUUUUAUUUGUAGAGAGAAGUUAACGAUUGGUGUCGCAGAUGGGGUUGGCGGUUGGGCAAGAAAAGGCAUCGAUGCCGGCGAAUAUGCUCGUGAACUCAUGACUAACUCUGUCAUUGCUCUGCAGGAUGAGGAGAAAGGAAACGUAAACCCUAGAAGCGUUCUACAAGAAGCUUAUUCAAAUACUAACGUUAAAGGUUCGUCAACUGCCUGUAUUAUUACUCUUAGUAGCAAUAACUGUUUGCAUUAUGUCAAUCUGGGAGACAGUGGGUUUAUGCUAUUCAGAGACAAGAAGUGUAUUCACAAAUCUGUGGUGCAGCAACAUGGGUUUAAUUGUCCAUACCAAUUAGGGACUCGUUGUAGAGAUCUGCCUUGCAUGGCUUAUGAGGAAAAGAUUGAUGUAGAAGCCGGAGAUAUUAUCGUUGCAGGAACUGAUGGGAUGCUUGAUAAUAUCUACCCGUCUGAAAUAAUGGAGAUAUUGGCCAAAACUGAUGAGAAAAAGCAAAUGUUUGCGGAGGAGUUGGCAGAGACAAUUGCAGAAUGGGCUUUGUUCAAUGCUCUUGAUGAAGAUUAUGUUUCUCCUUUUGCUAGGGCUGCUGAGAUGGCUGGAUACUCUCAUAGUGGAGGCAAAUAUGAUGAUAUCACAGUCAUUGUUUGUCAAAUUGAGUGAUGCAGGUAGCUAGGGCUUUAACUGUUGCAACUAAUGGGAGUCUGUGUAUGUUUACUACUAAAAUUGCUUGAGAUUCCAGGCAAUUUGAAAUGGACGAAUUAAUGGAGGUUAUAUGAUGUAAUUGUUUUUUACCUAUGAUUUUAUAAGGUAUUCCCAGCA